Molecule: messenger RNA, 1468 nt
Organism: Tachyglossus aculeatus (Australian echidna)
Lineage: Eukaryota; Metazoa; Chordata; Mammalia; Monotremata; Tachyglossidae
Gene: PRKAG1
Product: protein kinase AMP-activated non-catalytic subunit gamma 1
Exons: 12
Coding region: 72-1064 (330 amino acids)
Source: RefSeq, a predicted model, not a curated record
CGGGCGAUGGGCGGGGCCGGGCGAGGGAGGAAGCGGCCUGCAGCCAGCCGGCGGACCUGCUGCCCGGCGCCAUGGAGACGGCCCCGGUUCCCGAGAGCGACAUGGAGAAGGCUACCCUGACCUCGGAAGAGACCCUUGAGGCUAACGACGGUGUGUACACCUGCUUCAUGAAGUCCCACCGCUGCUACGACCUGAUCCCCACCAGCUCCAAACUGGUCGUCUUCGACACCUCCCUGCAGGUGAAGAAAGCCUUCUUUGCACUGGUCACGAAUGGGGUGCGGGCCGCUCCGCUCUGGGACAGCAAGAAACAGAGCUUUGUGGGCAUGCUGACCAUCACGGACUUCAUCAACAUCCUGCACCGCUACUACAAGUCGGCCUUGGUGCAGAUCUACGAGCUGGAGGAGCACAAGAUUGAAACCUGGAGAGAAGUGUACCUGCAGGACUCCUUCAAGCCACUUGUCUUCAUCUCUCCAAAUGCCAGCCUGUUUGACGCCGUCUCCUCGCUGAUCCGGAACAAGAUCCACCGGCUGCCGGUGAUCGACCCCGACUCCGGAAACACGCUCUACAUACUCACUCACAAGCGCAUCCUCAAGUUCCUCAAGCUCUUCAUCGCCGAGUUCCCCAAGCCAGAGUUCAUGGGCAAAUCCCUGGGGGAGCUGCAGAUCGGCACCUACGCCAACAUCGCCAUGGUGCGCACCACCACACCCGUCUACGUGGCACUGGGCAUCUUCGUGCAGCAUCGGGUCUCCGCCCUGCCCGUGGUGGACGAGAAGGGCCGCGUGGUGGACAUCUAUUCCAAGUUUGAUGUCAUCAACCUGGCCGCUGAGAAGACCUACAACAACCUGGACGUGUCCGUGACCAAGGCCCUGAAGCAUCGCUCGCACUACUUUGAGGGCGUCCUCAAGUGCUACUGCCAUGAGACGCUGGAGACCAUCAUCAACCGGCUGGUGGAGGCCGAGGUUCACCGGCUGGUGGUGGUGGACGAGCACGACGUGGUGAAGGGCAUCGUGUCGCUGUCGGACAUCCUUCAGGCCUUGGUGCUCAGGGGCGCCGGGGAGCCCUGAGACGGGGGAGCGGCGGCGGCCCCUCCAGACGGACUGGCCCGUGGACGACUGACCCGCGGGGCCUUGGGCUCUUUUCCCAGGUGCCUGUCCCCCUGCCCCCUCCACCCUCCAUCCCCACCCAGUCACACUUCCCUUGCCCACCCCUGAGGUCAGCCCAGCUGUGAGCUGGAUCACCCCCCCCCCCCCCAUCUCCCCCACCACCCAAAUCCUCUCCUCAGGCUAGUGGGUUCUGAUCUCUGAGAGAUCACCAGCCCCCCCAGGCCCCCGACACGGGUCCGGGAAAUGCUUUGUAAAAAUAUUUUUAUUCUUCUUAGUGCAAAAUGUGUAUUUCGGAACCCGGGGGGGCGGGAUUGGGGAGGGCAAGUGGAGGUGAAGCAAGUAAUUAAAGUGAGUGAAACCUCCCA